UGCUGCUUCCUAUUGCAGGUGAAGCUUAGCAGCAGGAGAGUAAGUUAGUGACUAAAUAGGAUUGGAAAGCUGCAGCCAGGGACAGCCCCUACACCUCUGCUGCAGCAGUUGCACCCAUGGCGAGAACAAGGCAUUUCUAGGCAUUUUCUUCCAUCCCUGCAACCAUAUCCAAACGAACUGGCGUCCCAUCUGACCUAAUCCUGUCCUGUCAUUGAUGGGAAAUCAACUGGAUCGCAUCACCCACCUGAAUUACAGUGAACUGCCUACUGGAGACCCCUCUGGCAUAGAGAAGGACGAAUUGAGGGUUGGGGUAGCUUAUUUCUUCUCGGAUGAAGAAGAGGACCUGGACGAGAGAGGCCAGUCUGAGAAGUACACUGUAAGGGACCCAAGUCCAGUAGAGGAAGAGGGACAUCUGGUACUAAACGAGAUUGAAUUUUCAGCGUUCAGCUGCCAGGAAUGUAUUUUCUCCAAACUCAGAGGCAGCCAAGACUUGAAUGUCUACCCCAUGCAAGGCUUGCUUUCAUUUUCCAACCCUGGGGACCUGUUGGAACUGCUCUUCAUUUGCCCAGCAGCAGACCAACCACCUCCUCCAUCCCCUCACUGGGUAGUAUAUGUUGGUCAGGGGCAAAUCAUACAUUUGCAUCGAGGGGAGAUCAGAAAGGACAAUUUAUUCGAUGUUGGAGUAGGGUGCAUGGGCAGGGUGGUUAAUAGCUGGUACAGAUACCGACCCCUGACUUCAGAGCUUGUCUUGCAAAACGCCUGUGGACACCUUGGUUUAAAAAGCGAUGAAAUCUGCUGGACAAACUCUGAGAGCUUUGCUGCCUGGUGUAGAUUUGGCAACAGGGAAUUCAAAGCUGGCGGGGAGGUCCAAUCUGGCAAUCUGCAAUACUUCCUGAAGCUCCAUCUAGAGGAGAACAACAUACACACGUUAAGGUUUCAUAGUCUGGAGGAUCUAAUAAGAGAAAAACGUCGGGUGGACGCUAGUGGCAAACUGAGAAUCCUUAAAGAGCUCUCCAUGGUGGAAGCAAAAGACUGAUAGUGGUUUAGGGAUAUUCCACAUGUAUAAAUAGAACAGACUUGCAAAGCUAAGAUGCACCUUUAUAAGGAUCAUAUCAACAUUCCUGGAACCAGCAUUACACCAUAGCCACUUUUUGAUUUGGCUUCUAAAACAUGGUAUAAAAAAAGCAACAACUAAUUUUCAGUGUGUUGGCUGUAGUGUUGAUGUCUUCUUAUUGAACAUUUAGCAACAUGCUAAAUAAAAUUUCAAAUUGAAAUUUUUAUUUUCAUGGCUUUACUCCAUGAUAGUUUUACCACAGAGGCUAAUAAACUGGAUUUCUCUAUUUGCCUAUUUAGUUCCUUUACUUUUUUCCUUGCUUUGUGAAACGAUUUUUUUUAUACAAUUAAAUUAAUUUUGCCUUUAUUGCUCCCAUACCACAUAAUCUGUGUGGCUUUGAUUGGAUUGCUGUGUUAUUUAUUGUUUUCUUUUUCAUUAUGUAUUUUCUACUGCAGUAAAAUUGUUUUAUGAUUUUGAUUUAGGCCCACAUGUAAUAGAACACAAUAUUUUCUUAAUAGCACAAAUGACAGAGGUUGAUAACCUUUUCCUAUAUUCCCUUUCUGAUUGUCUAACAAUUUUUAUAAAAGCACAACAUGCCAUUGUUUCCUAUAUGGGAUAAAAUAUGUUUUAUUACAGUCACUAGUUUUAUGUUCACUGUAAAACAAAGGUCGAUGAACAUAUAAUGAGUUAUAAAUGAAUGUGUUAGCCAUUAAAAAAAAACGUGCCAUUUGCCCUUGGAAGAGAAAACUAUCCACCUGAUCUGCUGGCAUAUUUGUUAGGCUUACACAAUAUUUUAUGCACAGCAUAAAACACAUGGACAAUACAAUUGCUUCAUGUUUUUUUAACAUCAAAAUUAAAAUAGAAAUCAAAAGAAUAUAUAUAUAUAUUUCUUCUAAAUUUGUCCUGAAAUAUAUCCUGCACAAGACAAAGUGCCAUUUUACUGGGGUGUUGAUCCGUUGCUGUUUUUUGGCAAUAAGAUUAAUUGUUUGUUAUUUUGCCAAUGUUAUGUCACACAUAACUGCUAUGUUCUGAAACACUCUCUUUAAUCUUCAUGUAACAAAUUCUGAAUUAAUGGAUGCUUUCAGAAAACCCAGCGAAAAAGGUUAAAAUGUAAGCAUAAAUCCAUUUAAUUUGUUUUUAAAUUCCUGAGUUACACAAAGUUCAGUGUGAUUAAAAUAGAAUCAAAACUAUGAAACGUGAUGCUUUUUUUUUUUUUAAUAAUUUGACCUAUUUUAACUGUAAAACUAUUGACUAUUGUGUUUUUAUGACAUUUGUGUUUGCAAUUCUCAAGCCACAUACAUUUAAUUUGCAAGAGAUUUUAAUUAUUUUUAACAAAUGUAAAAAUAUCCAUAUUUAUAGCUUUACUAUUAAAAUGAAAUGCUAAAGCA
Molecule: messenger RNA, 2442 nt
Organism: Bombina bombina (fire-bellied toad)
Lineage: Eukaryota; Metazoa; Chordata; Amphibia; Anura; Bombinatoridae
Gene: LRATD1
Product: LRAT domain containing 1
Exons: 2
Coding region: 215-1036 (273 amino acids)
Source: RefSeq, a predicted model, not a curated record